GUCACAACGACUGUUACUGAGUGUUUGUGUUGGCAGGUGGCGAGACGCUGAGGCAGCCCGGGUCGUGUUGAGGGCCACUCGGGAUCAGUUUUCAAGACAGCCUUGGCCUGGACUUCAACACCCCGGCGCGGCUGCGGACCUAGAGUGUUUAUUACAAUGGAAGAAAUCAAUAAUUUCAAGACACCAAGCAAAUUAUCUGAAAAAAAGAAAUCUGCAUCAUGUUCAACUCCAUGUAUAAAUAUUCCUGCUUCUCCAUUUAUGCAGAAGCUUGGCUUUGGCACUGGGGUAAACGUCUACCUUAUGAAAAGUCCUAGAACUUUUUAUAACUUUGCCAGAGUUUUGCCUGGUUAUCGUGCUUUCACUGAAGCCAGUGAUGGUAGUCUGUGUCUUGCUAUGGAAUAUGGAGGGGAAAAGUCUCUAAAUGACUUAAUAGAAGAACGAUAUAAAGACAACCAGGAUCCUUUUCCAGCAGCCAUAAUUUUAAAAGUUGCUUUGAACAUGGCGAGAGGGUUAAAGUAUCUACACCAAGAAAAGAAACUGCUUCAUGGAGACAUAAAGUCUUCAAAUGUUGUAAUUAAAGGUGAUUUUGAAACAAUUAAAAUCUGUGAUGUAGGAGUCUCUCUACCACUGGAUGAAAAUAUGACUGUGACUGACCCCGAGGCCUGUUACAUUGGCACCGAGCCUUGGAAACCCAAGGAAGCUUUGGAAGAGAAUGGUAUUAUUACUGACAAGGCAGACAUAUUUGCCUUUGGCCUGACCCUGUGGGAAAUGAUGACUUUGUCUAUUCCACACAUUAAUCUUCCAGAUGAUGAUGAUGAAGAUAAAACUUUUGAUGAAAGUGACUUUGACGAUGAAGCAUACUAUGCAGCUCUGGGGACGAGGCCACCUGUUAAUAUGGAAGAACUGGAUGAAACGUACCAGAAAGUAAUUGAACUCUUUUCUGUAUGCACUAAUGAAGAUCCUAAAGAUCGUCCUUCUGCUGCGCACAUCGUGGAAGCUUUGGAAAUAGAUGUCCAGUGAUCCCCUCAUAUUCAUGACUACUGAGCUUUACGUUGGCUCAUGUAUAUAACUGUUCUGUUUACUGUAAUACAUUAUAUAGUUACUAUGAUAAGCUGGAAUUAUUAGGCUUUUUGAAGUGACCCGCUUUAGGACCAUAGCACCUAGUUAACAUUUAAACAAUUAUUUAUGAUGUUUCUUAACAUGUUUACAAUGAUAAGCAUUUGAGAUUGUAGAAGGUUUUCUGUUAAGUUUAAGAAACUAGCUACUUAAGUAUUUGAAUUUGUUUAUACAGAUUUAAAACACUAGCAUAAUACAAUGCUAUAAACUCUAUGUCUAACGAUUUGGAUUGAGUGACCAUCACUUUUAUUACGGUUUCUCAAAAAUUCUUUAUUUUAAUGGAUCUAUUGAAAUUAGCACUUUGCGCAAUACAAGUCUACGUUUGCUUAGUUUUUAAACCAUUAAACUUUUUCCUGGCCUUUUUUGGCUGAUGUGCUUAUUACUAAAUAUGGUCACCAGAAGCUGAGAGAACAUGGCUCAAAAGACUAGCUCCUUGGGUACUUACAGGCUUUUUCGGUUAAGGCUUGUCUUGCUCUCUUGGAUCUCCCCAGGUCUUUGCUUUUGCUUUAAUUUAUUAAAUGUAUUUUCUGCAUUGAGAUCCCUAUUUUAUUUUUUAUUUAGUAAUCUGUCUUAAGCAUUUCAUAGUUCUGGUGUAAAAAUAAUAAAAUUCUAAUAGGAUGAUCUAGAAUAAAGGAGACUUCAGUUA
Leptonychotes weddellii (Weddell seal) is the source of this 1762-nucleotide messenger RNA. The record is from RefSeq and is a predicted model, not a curated record. Lineage: Eukaryota; Metazoa; Chordata; Mammalia; Carnivora; Phocidae.